Cornus florida is the source of this 910-nucleotide messenger RNA. RefSeq lists its product as uncharacterized. The transcript is spliced from 6 exons. The record is from RefSeq and is a predicted model, not a curated record. NCBI's taxonomy places the organism in Eukaryota, Viridiplantae, Streptophyta, Magnoliopsida, Cornales, Cornaceae. Bases 142 to 681 code for a protein of 179 amino acids.
UCCACAACGAAACGCACCGUUUUCGUCAACAUUCCUAUUGUGGCUCUUCGCUGAGGACACUGCUAGUCUAAGAGCUAAAACAACCCUCUUAAAGCGAGAAUUGAAACACGUCCAAAGUCGAAGACUCGUUGGGGGAUAUCAAUGGAUGAAGGAGAACAGGAAGAGUCAGGAAAGAGGGAAAAGGUGGAGGCGGUGAUGGAAGGAAUAGCAUCAAUAGUUUUGUUGCCAUGUGGCUCCAUCUCUGGCCACUUCAUUCAACUUCCCCAUUCCGUCUGCUAUGGCCUCCAUGGCACUGAAUUAGCUUGUGAAAGGGAAUGUAGCAGGGGAGAGGAUUACCGCUUGAUCAAGCUCACAAUCACAGACUACUAUAGCAAGAAAGAACGUACUGUUGUGGUGGAGUGCAGAGGACAUGAUGCUGCUCGCUUCUGUAACAUUGAUCAUGCUCAUGGAUGGGAGAACGAUGUUGUGGGUAUGGUUGAAGAGAAGCAUGGAAAGAGCAAGAUUUUGGUUUCUUUUGAAUGUGAGACACUCAAAGCUGAGAAAGCGGCAGAAGACCAUAUUAGGCAGUUCAUGCCCAAAUUUGCUGGGAUGGAUGCUGUUGUUAACAUUGGCCACAUGAGUAUCGCAGGCUUGGACUUUGAAGCCGAUGCUGAACACGAGCAUGUUGAGCAGAAUAUAUGAGACAGUGAAUGUUCUAACUUUCUUGUUUACAAUAUGCUGGAUAGGUGUUUGAUGGCUCUGGUCUUAACAUCAGUCAAACAUCUGAUGUAAUUCUCGUCUGCAUUCUGUUCUUCACUUCAAAAUAACCAGAUCUUAAUCUGUUCAUUACCAUGCCACCAUUAUGUAAAUUAUUUACAUGUUCUGUUUUGCUAAAUCAAUGCACACACUGUAAUGCAUGGAAUUUAUUUUA